Molecule: messenger RNA, 658 nt
Organism: Maniola jurtina (meadow brown)
Lineage: Eukaryota; Metazoa; Arthropoda; Insecta; Lepidoptera; Nymphalidae
Exons: 4
Coding region: 107-427 (106 amino acids)
Source: RefSeq, a predicted model, not a curated record
AUAUAAAGUCGUUGCUUCAGUGCAAAUUCAGCAGCUCACCUCGACAUCAGCAGAACGAACUUUAUAAUUAAACCAACACAUUAAAAUCUCCAUAAAAGUCCUCAAGAUGGCUCUUGGAAACAUCUGCUUUCUCUUUUUCACGGCGCUGGUAGCCGUCAACAUAAUUUUUGCUGAUGAUUCUCUCCUAUCGGACGCCGAUCAAAUCGACCUUACCGAGAGUGUCUCUCGACAAACAAGACAAGCUCUAACUCCUUGCAACUACACUGCUACGCCUGGUUCCUACUGCGCAAGCUGCAGACAGGCUGUUCGGUGCCUGCGCAACGGCAAUGGAAUUGUGCGUCGUUGCGGGGGAUUCUUGCCGUACUGCAACGGUGGUCGCUGUUCCUUCACCGCCGGCCCUGCCUGCAACGGCACUACCACUGGCUAAACGGGCAAUGAGAGUUGCUCGCUACGCUGUCCCAAUUCCACAAGAAAAUAAACAACGCAACGAAUUUAUCCAUUUUCACUAGAUUUUUUUGUAUAAUGAUCCUAUUCUUUUAUUAAAAUAUCUACUGAAAUAUUAGCUUAAUAAUGGUUUUACUCAAUAAUGAAUUGCCUUAUAAUUUAAUCAGGGAACAUUUAUAUCACAUACAAAAGCACAAAUAAAACAAGAAUGUAA